UAUAAAAGUGGGUGUCAUCUGAAGCCUGUCUAGUUAGUUUUUGUAAUUCUGGGACAUAGGUUCAGAUAGACUGCAAGUGCUAAUUAUAUAACAGUGAAUUGAAAAUGAAAUCGGUAUUGAUUGUAUGCUUUGUGCUAUUGGUUGCUGCAUUUGCCUCUCCACUGGAUGAUUCGAAAAGUGCACAGAUCUUGAAGUACGACAGUGAGAAUAUCGGGAUUGAUGGAUAUCGUUUCGAAUUUGAAACCAGCGAUGGCACAUCUCGGCAGGAGCAGGCUGAACUUCGCAAUGCGGGAACCGACACUGCAUCGAUAGUGGUUCGAGGAUCGUACUCAUAUGUAGGACUAGAUGGAACCCAGUACGUGAUCAACUACGUGGCGGACGAGAAUGGUUUUCAACCGGAGGGCGCCCAUAUACCUAAGUAAGCUAAGUACCCAGAUGCUACGUUUUUAGUCAAUGCAUUAUAUGCUAAGUUGAAAAUAGUGACUGAUGUUGAAUUUAGUUUUAG
Molecule: messenger RNA, 505 nt
Organism: Topomyia yanbarensis
Lineage: Eukaryota; Metazoa; Arthropoda; Insecta; Diptera; Culicidae
Product: flexible cuticle protein 12-like
Exons: 3
Coding region: 105-422 (105 amino acids)
Cellular component (GO): chitin-based extracellular matrix
Molecular function (GO): structural constituent of chitin-based larval cuticle
Source: RefSeq, a predicted model, not a curated record